AUGUCAGCCACCGUGGAUUUGGGUACAGUGUUCAAAGGAACCCCCAGCGGCAAGAUCAUCGAGGCCAAGGGCGGUACGCGUCAGCUUCGCCCGCACGAUGUCGUGAUCGACAUUGUGUACUCGGGCCUGUGUGGUACCGACCUGCACUACCGCAAGGCGGACAUGGUCCUCGGUCACGAGGGUGUGGGUGUCGUCUCGCAAGUGGGUUCGGAGGUGCGGAACUUCAAGGUAGGCGACCGCGCCGGCUGGGGCUACAACCACAAGUCUUGUGGAUACUGCGACCACUGCUUCGAGGGAUGGGACACGCUGUGCUCUGAGCGCACGAUGUACGGUGUCAAGGACCUCGACUUUGGUAGCUUUGGUGACCGUGCUGUCAUUGAUGCCGACUAUGUGCACAAGAUUCCUGAGGGCAUGGACCUGCGCUCCGCUGGUCCCUUCCAGUGUGGUGGCUCUACGGUGUAUGGUGCUAUUGUCCACGCCGGCGUCAAGGCCAACGACCGUGUGGGUGUGCUGGGCCUUGGUGGUCUGGGUCACUUGGCUGUGCAGUACCUUGCGAAGAUGGGAUGUGAGGUUGUGGUGUUCAGCGGCACCAACAGCAAGCGUGAGCAGGCGAUGCAGCUUGGUGCGCACGAGUUUGUGGCAUCGAAGGAGAACCCCAAGUUUGAGGGUGUCAAGCCGGUGAACUCGCUGAUUGUCACCACGAGCUUCCUGCCUGACUGGGACUUGUACUUUAGCGUGAUGAAGCGCAACGGCACGAUUGUGCCGCUGUCGGUCAGCUUUGACGAGAUGAGGCUGCCGUACGCGAGCCUUCUGAUGAACCAGCUCUGCGUGAAGGCCAGCCUUGUGGCUCCUCGCCUGAUCCACCGCCAGAUGCUGGAGUUCAGUGCGCGCAACAACAUUGUGCCUAUGAUCGAGGAGCUCGAGAUGAACGAGGAGGGCCUGAACACGGCCUUUGACCGUCUUGACAAGGGCGACGUGCGCUACCGCUUCGUGCUGCGCAACCCUCGUUACCAGGGCCCUGCUGUGAAGUAA
This is a messenger RNA of Malassezia restricta, 1032 nucleotides long. RefSeq names its product mitochondrial alcohol dehydrogenase isozyme III. NCBI's taxonomy places the organism in Eukaryota, Fungi, Basidiomycota, Malasseziomycetes, Malasseziales, Malasseziaceae. The coding region runs from base 1 to 1032 and encodes 343 amino acids. The transcript has a single exon. Gene Ontology annotation, biological process: alcohol metabolic process. Gene Ontology annotation, molecular function: alcohol dehydrogenase (NADP+) activity; zinc ion binding. The record is from RefSeq and is a predicted model, not a curated record.